Myotis davidii is the source of this 540-nucleotide messenger RNA. It is a transcript of the gene ATP5ME, whose product is annotated as ATP synthase, H+ transporting, mitochondrial Fo complex subunit E. Gene Ontology annotation, molecular function: proton transmembrane transporter activity. Gene Ontology annotation, biological process: proton motive force-driven ATP synthesis. Lineage: Eukaryota; Metazoa; Chordata; Mammalia; Chiroptera; Vespertilionidae. The transcript has 4 exons. The coding region runs from base 1 to 498 and encodes 165 amino acids. The record is from RefSeq and is a predicted model, not a curated record.
AUGCAUGCACUGUACCCACUGGCAGGCGUCUGUGGUCUGUCCACCUCCCUGGUCCUCAGGACAGCUCGCACUCUGCCUGUCACUCCCUACAAGGACAGGCUUGGGGUCCCCCAGGGACCGGACAACUGUCAACUGGGUGGGCGCGAGCUGCGGUCCGAAUCCAGGCCCUGGGCAGUGGGGCCCUGUCGCCCUCUCUGGGCGGGGCUCCCUGUUGAGGGGCGACCUGCAGGCCUUGCCCGUCAUGGCGGUAAAGGAGAAGGAACGGCAGGUCCAGGGGUUCCUAGCGCCCGGAAGGGGGGCUGCGCGGGGUUAGCUGCUUGCAGGGCGUCUCGGGAGGAAGGUCACGGGCAGUGCCCUCCCCGCUGCCCGGCAGGUUACCUGAAGCCCCGGGCGGAGGAGGAGAGGAGAGUGGCCGCCGAGGAGAAGAAGAGGCAAGAUGAGCUGAAGCGGAUCGAGAGAGAGCUGGCGGAAGCCCGUGAUGACAGCAUCCUGAAGUGAGCGCCCCUCCCGCAGGACAUGAAUAAAGCUUUCUGUGUGUGA